This is a messenger RNA of Verruconis gallopava, 1044 nucleotides long. RefSeq lists its product as uncharacterized. The coding region runs from base 97 to 477 and encodes 126 amino acids. The record is from RefSeq and is a predicted model, not a curated record. Gene Ontology annotation, biological process: mitochondrial electron transport, ubiquinol to cytochrome c. NCBI's taxonomy places the organism in Eukaryota, Fungi, Ascomycota, Dothideomycetes, Venturiales, Sympoventuriaceae. The transcript has 4 exons.
GAGCGAUCAACCACAUCACUAUAUCUUCCCAGCCAUUGAGCCUUCAGAACACGUCCAUCGACCGCUCCUUAGCUCGCAUCUGGGCUAGUCAUCACGAUGGGACUCUUUGACUACAUUUCGGAGAUGCUGAGCAUCGGCGAGGUCCACGCCGAAGCUCAACCAGAGAAGGAGGAAGAGAGAUCCGAGGAUGCAGAGGAGAAGUCUGAGGAUGGCGAUGAGGAAGAGGCCGGUGAGGAAGAGGAAGAAGAGGAGGAUGAAGAGCCUGUCGAUCCUAAGCCAGCACUUGAAGAGGAGUGUGCCGAGUCCAAGGAAUGCGCACCGUACAAGCACCACUACGACGAGUGCGUCGAGCGGGUGACCAAGAAGCAGGAGGAGAACGACGGCAAGUCCGACGAGGACUGCGUUGAAGAAUUUUUCCACCUCGCCCACUGCGCGACGAAUUGCGCCGCCCCCAAGCUGUUCAAGAUGCUCAAGUAGACGACGACGACGAUGACGACGCCACCGCCGCCCGCGUUCCAACGCCAACCCCAUCUGCCGCCUGUACAAACAUCUUCUCCGAUCCUCUUCCUCGAGAAAUCUGCUUAUGCAUCACAUGUGGCUGUCUUCAACCGUGUAGAUUAGGACAAACUACCUUUUUUUAGACGGAAGCGAACGGGACGAGAUGUUGUGACAAUGUAACUUUUCUCAGGCUCCCUCUCGUAGCAACGCUUUCAUGAGUCACUUUCUCCAACCACACAAUCUUUGUUUUCCUCACAUCUCCACUAAGUGAGCACCAUACUGGAUGGGUCCCGUGAUUGAUUCUUUGACUUCGCAGAAAACCAAAUGACCCCAAAGAAGAUUUGAAGCCUGACCCUUUACCUUAAUCUUCGAUCAGGCCUGCAUGAGCGAAAGGAGAUUGAUUUGUGCUGUCAGUGAAUCAAAAUUUAUGUGGGAACUGUUGGCCAGGUCAGAAUCAUUUCUUGGCUCUUUGCCAUUUUGACGCCGUAACAUCGUCGCCAAUAUCUACAGUCUAUAAUUUUAUGUCACACCGUCGUCGUACAUAAG